UUUAAUUGAAACCAUAAUAAUAUUGCGCUGGGGCCUUUCGCACGGCUUCAUUAUCAAAGAAAAUGACCAAACUGACAGAGACGCGAAAAACCCCAAAGAGGAAAAAACCCGACGGCCAUUGUUCUCCUUCUCCAUGUCCGCCAUCCAAAUCGUCGAAAAAGGCUAAUGUCACAGCUGGUCCUUUCAAUGACAGUGAGCCAUUCCCCGAUUACUCUCAACCCACGCCGGAGGAAUGCCGAGCCGUACGGGAUGAUCUCUUGGCUCUCCAUGGUUUCCCCAAAGAAUUCAUCAAGUACCGCAAACAAAGAUCACUCGAUCACAUUGAAUAUGAAGAAGAUGAUACAAGUGGUGCUGAUUCUAGUACAGAGAGUGUACUGGACGGUCUGAUAAACACAAUUUUGUCCCAGAACACCACCGAAGCUAACUCUCAGAAGGCUUUUGCUUCCCUCAAAUCUUCUUUCCCAACCUGGGAAUGUGUUCUAGCUGCUGACGCAAAACUUGUUGAAGAUACCAUAAGAUGUGGAGGUUUAGCACCCACCAAAACUUCUUGUAUCAAGGGAAUAUUAAGUUCAUUGUUACAGAAAAAAGGAAACCUGUGCUUGGAGUACUUGAGAGAGCUAUCUAUAGAGGAAAUCAAAAGGGAGCUCUCUUGUUUCAGAGGAAUUGGUCCCAAAACGGUGGCAUGUGUCUUGAUGUUCCAACUUCAGCGAGAUGAUUUUCCAGUGGAUACACACAUUUUUCAGAUUGCAAAGACUCUUCAUUGGGUACCUGCUGCAGCUGAUGUGAAAAAAACAUAUAUUCAUCUGAAUCAGCGAAUUCCAGAUGAACUAAAGUUUGACCUUAAUUGUCUCAUAUAUACCCAUGGUAAGGUCUGUAGAGAAUGCUCUGGAAAAGGUUCUAACAAACCCAAAAAGGAACAAUGUGACAAACUUUGCCCAUUACUGGGCCAAAGUUCUAAUGCAAUAUGAAACUAAAUUAUGAACUCUGUAUCUAUUCAUGUACAUGAGGUCUUUGCUUUCUUUUUUGUUCUCUUUCAUGAUCCAUGAACUCUACGCAUCUAUUUGUGUACAUGAAGUUUUUGCAUUUUUUUUGUUCUCUUUCAUGAUCCCUUCACUUUUGGUGCUGCAUUUGGGUCUUGUUCACAAAGAUGAAACAAAAAUGUGGUGGAUUGAGAAACAAAAUUAAUUACUUCA
Molecule: messenger RNA, 1193 nt
Organism: Solanum tuberosum (potato)
Lineage: Eukaryota; Viridiplantae; Streptophyta; Magnoliopsida; Solanales; Solanaceae
Product: putative DNA glycosylase At3g47830
Exons: 4
Coding region: 63-968 (301 amino acids)
Biological process (GO): base-excision repair
Molecular function (GO): catalytic activity
Source: RefSeq, a predicted model, not a curated record